Meleagris gallopavo (turkey) is the source of this 1377-nucleotide messenger RNA. The record is from RefSeq and is a predicted model, not a curated record. NCBI's taxonomy places the organism in Eukaryota, Metazoa, Chordata, Aves, Galliformes, Phasianidae.
AUGAGUAACAGAAAUUUUGUUUUUGAAGAAGCAGAGGAUUAUAAUCGAGUGCUAGGCUUUGACCCAAACCAUCUUGUGAUAAGUAGAGCAGACAGUGAAAAAGCUGGAUACAGUGUUUUUCUGACUGUAUUGAAAAAUCACUGCAAACGUCUUCCACGUUUUCUCUUGCGGAAGACACUUUUACUUCAUUGCAGGAUCUGUGAGUCCCCACUCCUUCAGGCUGCCAAGGAGAACAACAUCCCAGUCAUUAUGAAACUUCUCACAGAUGGAACAUGUGAUAUUUAUCAGAGAGGUGCAGUAGGAGAGACUGCCCUCCAUGUAGCUGCCUUGUAUGAUAAUGUGGAGGCUGCACUGGCUCUGAUGGAAGCAGCUCCAGAGCUUGUCAAUGAGAGGAUGACAUCAGAACUCUAUGAAGGGCAGACAGCUCUCCACAUUGCAGCAGUGAACCAGAAUAUCACUUUGGUGAAGGCUUUGCUCAAGAGAGGGGCCAAUAUCUGCACAGCACAGGCCACUGGGCACUUCUUCAGGCGCAGCUCCCAGAACCUUCUCUAUUUUGGAGAACAUGUUUUGUCAUUUGCUGCCUGUGUGGGAAAUGAGGAGAUUGUACAGUUGCUCAUUGAAAAUGGAGCUGACAUUAGAGCUCAGGAUUACCUGGGUAACACCAUCCUUCACAUCUUAGUUCUCCAGCCUAAUAAGACAUUUGCCUGCCACAUGUACAGCCUGAUACUUUCCUAUGACCAGAGCAAAGAGGGACCAAGAUCACUUGAAUUAAUUCCUAACAAUGAAGGACUUACUCCAUUCAAACUGGCUGGAGUUGAGGGCAACACUGUGAUGUUUCAAUACCUCAUGCAGAGGCGAAAGCAUAAUCUCUGGUCCUUUGGCCCCUUGACCACUGUGCUCUAUGAUCUCACUGAGAUUGACUCCUGGGCUGAAGAUCAGUCCUUCCUUGAGCUCAUUGUCUCAACCAAGAAGAGAGAGGCACGCCAGAUCUUAGAUUUAACACCUGUGAAGGAGCUGGUGAACCUGAAGUGGAAUAUGUAUGGACGGCCCUAUUUCUGUUUCCUGGCUUUAUUCUAUGUACUCUACAUGGUCUGCUUCACUAUGUGCUGUGUCUACCGGCCACUGAAACCUCGAACAGGCAAUAAGACAAGCAGUAGAGACAAUACAGUCUAUGUCCAGAAAAUGCUACAGGAAUCUUAUGUAACAUAUGAGGAUGAGUUGAGGCUGGUGGGGGAGCUGAUCACAGUUAUUGGAGCUGUAGUAAUUUUGAUCCUUGAGGUGAUGGAGGAACUGAUGAGGAAAGUUGUGCUCCUGGACCUUCUUCUUACAAACAAGGAAGAGAUGGUUGGGAAUGUGAAGGUUAGAAUCAGUCUGUGA